AUGGACAGCAGCCUGCAGGACUGGCCCCUCAACGCCUCGGCGGCCGGAGGCACCGGAGCCGGGGGCCAGCUGCUGGGCAGGUUCGGGGCCACGUGGACCGUCUCGCUGGCCGUGCUCAUGGCUCUGCUGAUCGUGGCCACCGUGGCCGGGAACGCGCUGGUCCUGCUGGCUUUCGUGGUGGACUCCAGCCUGCGGACCCAGAACAAUUACUUCCUCCUCAACCUGGCCAUCUCCGAUUUCCUAGUAGGUGCCUUUUGCAUUCCCUUGUAUGUGCCCUAUGUGCUGACAGGAAGAUGGGCCUUUGGGAAAAGCUUCUGCAAGCUCUGGCUGGUAAUUGAUUAUCUGCUCUGCACCUCUUCAGUCUUCAACAUUGUACUGAUUAGCUAUGACAGAUUCCUCUCUGUGACAAGAGCGGUCACAUACCGAGCUCAGCAAGGUAAUACCAAGCAAGCAGUGCUGAAGAUGGUAAUGGUGUGGGUCUUAGCUUUCCUGCUCUACGGACCUGCAAUUAUCAGCUGGGAAUACGUAACAGGCCAGAGCAUCAUACCUGAUGGGGAAUGCUAUGCUGAAUUUUUUUACAACUGGUAUUUUCUCAUGACGGCCUCCACACUAGAGUUUUUCACCCCCUUCAUCAGUGUAUUGUUUUUCAACUUAAGCAUUUACCUGAACAUUCAGAAACGCACCAAAAUCCGCCUAGAUAUCUUCCACGAAGUACAGAGCCAGUCGUUCAUGGAGGAGAUGGAAAUGAGCCAGGAAGGAAAGCUUUCCCUGAAAUGCUGUAAGUGGGACCAGAAAGAGGCAGCUGAAACCCUAGACCUUCCCAAAUGUGAAACACAACAAGCAGCUGCCAACGCCAGUCAGAGUGUGAAAGACUCACAGACAUCAGACUCAAAGAGCUCUGGGCCCUAUAGUGGGAAAUCAAAGUCUUUCAACAAGAGGAGCUAUAAACACUCAGCGUCUACAAUGUCUUUAGAGAAACGGAUGAAGAUGGUCUCCCAAAGCAUCACACAGCGUUUCAGGCUCUCCAGAGACAAGAAGGUGGCAAAAUCACUGGCAGUUAUAGUGAGCAUUUUUGGGCUUUGCUGGGCACCAUACACUCUCCUCAUGAUCAUCCGAGCUGCUUGCCAUGGCCACUGCAUCCCUGAUUACUGGUAUGAGACUUCCUUCUGGCUCCUGUGGAUCAACUCUGCUGUUAACCCUGUCCUGUAUCCCCUCUGCCACUACAGUUUUAGAAGAGCUUUCAUUAAACUCCUGUGCCCCAAGAAGCUAAAGAUCCAACCUCACAAUUCCCUCCAACACUGCUGGAAGUGA
This is a messenger RNA of Mauremys mutica (yellowpond turtle), 1311 nucleotides long. It is a transcript of the gene HRH3, whose product is annotated as histamine receptor H3. Gene Ontology annotation, cellular component: membrane. Gene Ontology annotation, molecular function: histamine receptor activity. Gene Ontology annotation, biological process: adenylate cyclase-activating adrenergic receptor signaling pathway. The transcript is spliced from 3 exons. Lineage: Eukaryota; Metazoa; Chordata; Testudines; Geoemydidae. The record is from RefSeq and is a predicted model, not a curated record. The coding region runs from base 1 to 1311 and encodes 436 amino acids.